AAGCGUUUUAAUCAUAAUUACCGAAGUAUGUACAGACAUUGUUUGUGUGGACUUUUGAAGGUGGGCCAGUUAGUUGUACCAUCAGGGCCUUUCACCAAUCGAAUAAUCUACCGUUUCUCAAAUGACGCCCGACAAUCUUAUAGGCAAAUGCAGAAAAAAGAUAAAAAGGAUGUUCGUGCCAUGGGAUAUGUACUUCUGGUAAUCCCUGUAUCUGCUCUGAUGUUAGGGAUUUGGCAAAUCAGACGACGCAAGUGGAAGCUGGAGCUGAUUGAAGAGAUGGAAAGUAAGGUUAACCAUCCGCCAGUUCCUCUGCCUUCAGACCCAUCAGAAAUAGCUACUUUGGACUACCGUAAGGUGAAGGUCAGAGGAAAGUUCGACCACAGUCGUGAGGCCUACAUACUUCCCCGGGUCAACAUACAGUCCCUGGAUAAAAAUGCACCGACGCAGGGGGGUGGGGCUUACGUUGUCACCCCAUUCAGGCUUGAGGAUGGAAGUGAUACGAUUCUAGUAAAUAGAGGGUGGGUACCACGUAGUAGAAUUGAUCCUGAAACAAGACGAACCGGACAGAUUGAUGGAGUCGUUGACUUAGUUGGGGUUGUAAGAACUAAUGAGAAGCGUCCCCAGUACUCAUCUACCCACGACGCCUCCCGAAACGUUUGGCACGUCAGAGAUGUUGGCGGUAUCGCUCAGCAACUUGGUACAAGUCCCAUAUUCAUAGAUGCCGAUGCAGGAAGUACGGUAGAGGGCGGACCUAUUGGAGGUCAAACAAAGGUCAGUCUAAGGAAUGACCAUCUCCAGUACAUUAUCACGUGGUUUGUUUCGAUGGUUUUCUUUAUCCGCAGCAACCUUUUACAUGUGGUUCAAAGCUUACUGGAAAAAAUGACGCAAUGAUGAAAGAAUGAAGGCCAUAUUAUAUGUUAAUACCAUUAUUGAAUCAUAAUGGAUGUACUCUAGAGCAUGAAAAUAUAUGGUUUGGUAAUCGAAAUCUCGAGACCCCCCAAUACAUAGCGUCUUGAAAUCGUUCAUUUGACACGCCACACUGAACAUACACUAUAGUUCGAUUUUUUGGAAUGUGGGGCUGAUACAGUAAAUUAAGCUGGUAGUUUGUUUGUUUGUUACUAGAUUCAUGGAGUACUCAACCGAAGCGUUGAAAUGAAAAUAAUUUAGUAUGUAAUAUUUUGAAUCGCUCGAAUUGCUAUCAAUCGGAAUCAUUUUCGACAAAAUAUCAACGACUUCACAUGAACAAAUUCAACAUUUUUCAAUAGUUUUGAUAAAAAUGAAUAAGUACUUGAGAAUUAUUUCUAUUAUAAAUUGUUAUUAGGUGAUAAUUUUAUAUUUAAAUCAGAAGAAAAACAAUCAAAGCGUUAGAAAUACUUAUAACUAGUUUUGUUAUAUUAGACAUCGAUUGAAUUUCAAGUUUUUGCAAGUCUUCAAUCUCCGUAAAAAACUCGAUUUUUUGUUUGGGUUUAUUUUUAUUAAUGGAAAGUGUCCGAUUUUCAAGAAAUGUUUGACUAACGGUAACAUUAAAUAUAUUUUUCAAUAUAGAUGACUUAACGUCUAAAACUACAAAA
Molecule: messenger RNA, 1571 nt
Organism: Helobdella robusta
Lineage: Eukaryota; Metazoa; Annelida; Clitellata; Rhynchobdellida; Glossiphoniidae
Exons: 11
Coding region: 28-891 (287 amino acids)
Biological process (GO): mitochondrial respiratory chain complex IV assembly
Cellular component (GO): membrane; mitochondrion
Source: RefSeq, a predicted model, not a curated record